Messenger RNA from Cajanus cajan (pigeon pea), 450 nucleotides. The record is from RefSeq and is a predicted model, not a curated record. NCBI's taxonomy places the organism in Eukaryota, Viridiplantae, Streptophyta, Magnoliopsida, Fabales, Fabaceae.
AUGGAUCUCGACAGAGACUUUGAUGCUUUGUUUGAGCAAGUUAUAGAUGAGGAACUUGAAGACAACACCGACGAACAUUUAAUGAGAAUAGUACUUGAGUUGCAACAACAAUCUGACAAUACUACUUGUCGAAGGAAAAAAAGAUUGAUGAUUGAUCGAUGUCGUGAAGAAGGGAACAAUCGAUUGUUUAAUGAUUACUUCUCUGAGAAUUCAGUUUACACAGAUACUCAAUUUCGACGAAGAUUUCAAAUGCAAAGGCACGUGUUCCUUAGAAUUGUAGAAGCCCUUGGUCAUUAUGAUGAUUAUUUCAAGAUGAGGGUUGAUGCAACUCGAAAGAAUGGUCUUUCACCAUUACAAAAAUGCACAGCUGCAAUUUGUAUAUUAGCAUAUGGAUCAAGUGCUAAUAGUACAGAUGAUUACGUUUGAAUUGGUGAAAGCACUGUUGUGGAA